Messenger RNA from Lepidothrix coronata (blue-crowned manakin), 10951 nucleotides. RefSeq names its product TROVE domain family member 2 (gene RO60). The coding region runs from base 2 to 1618 and encodes 538 amino acids. NCBI's taxonomy places the organism in Eukaryota, Metazoa, Chordata, Aves, Passeriformes, Pipridae. The record is from RefSeq and is a predicted model, not a curated record. The transcript has 8 exons. Gene Ontology annotation, cellular component: ribonucleoprotein complex. Gene Ontology annotation, molecular function: RNA binding.
CAUGGAGGAUGAGGAGAGCGGAGUGCAGCUCCCGAGUGAGAGGCAGGCGCCCGGCUCCGAAGGCGGUGACGUGUGGAGUGUCACCGACACCAGCCGACUGCGGCACUUCUUGUGCUUCGGCUCCGAGUGUGGCGCUUACCACAUCAGGGAGCAGAAGCUGGGCUUCGAAAAUGCAGAAGCCUUGCUAAGACUGAUCGAAGAGGGCAGGGGUUGUGAAGUUGUUGAAGAAAUAAAAGCGUUUAGCCAAGAGGGCAGAGCAGCAAAGCAGGAGCCCCUGCUUUUUGCCCUUGCAGUUUGCUCGCAGUGCUCUGAUGUGAAAACGAAACAAGCGGCGUUUAAGGCUGUCCCCGAGGUGUGUUGCAUACCAACCCAUCUCUUUACUUUCAUCCAGUUUAAAAAAGAUCUGAAGGAGGGCAUGAAAUGUGGCAUGUGGGGCCGUGCACUGAGGAAAGCUGUUGCAGAUUGGUACAAUGGAAAGAAUGGCAUGGCUCUUGCUUUAGCAGUUACAAAAUAUAAGCAAAGAAGUGGUUGGUCUCAUAAAGAUCUUCUGAGGUUGUCCCACCUAAAACCUGCCAGUGAAGGAAUUGCUAUAGUCACUAAAUAUAUUACCAAGGGGUGGAAAGAUGUCCAAGAAGCUUAUAAAGAGAAAGCAGUUUCUAUUGAGACUGAAAAACUCUUAAAGUAUCUGGAGGCUGUGGAGAAAGUAAAACGCACAAAAGAUGAAUUGGAAGUUAUUCAUUUGAUAGAGGAAUAUGGUCUAGUUAGAGAGCAUCUCCUGACAAACCACCUGAAAUCUAAAGAGGUUUGGAAGGCAUUGCUGAAGGAAAUGCCCAUCUCUGUAUUGUUGAGAAAUUUAGGAAAGCUGACAGCAAAUUCAGUGCUGGAACCACGAGGUUCAGAAGUGGCAAUAGUAUGUGAAAAACUGAGAAAUGAGAAACUGCUAAAAAAGGGUAAAAUACAUCCAUUGCAUAUUUUGGUUGCAUUAGAAACAUAUAAAGCUGGACAUGGAAGCAGAGGGAAGCUUUGGUGGCGUCCUGAUGAAGACAUUUUAGAAGCUUUAGAUGCCUCAUUUUACAGAGCUUUCAAGACACUUGAACCAACAGGAAAACGCUUCUUACUUGCAGUUGAUGUCAGUGCAUCAAUGACACAAAAAGUUUUGGGCAGUGUGCUCAAUGCGAGCACUGUUGCAGCAACGAUGUGUAUGGUUGUAGCACGUACUGAGAAGGAUUCCCACAUUGCUGCCUUUUCACAUGAAAUGGUCCCGUGUCCAGUGAUGGCUGAUAUGACGUUACCUCAAGUUUUAGUGAAAAUGUAUGAAAUUCCAGUGGGUACCACUGAUUGUUCCCUUCCAAUGAUAUGGGCUCAAAAAACUCAGAGGGCUGUUGAUGUCUUCAUUGUAUUUACUGAUAACGAGACCUUUGCUGGAAAUACUCCUCCUGCAGCAGCCCUUAGAGAGUACCGAGAGAAAAUGGGUAUUCCUGCUAAACUGAUUGUUUGUGGAAUGACCUCAAAUGGUUUUACAGUGGCAGAUCCAGAUGACAGAGGCAUGUUGGAUAUAUGUGGCUUUGAUACAGGAGCUUUGGAGGUUAUUCGAAACUUCACUUUGGAUUUGAUUUAAUUUUUCUAGGCAUUUGCUCUUCCCAGUGGGUCCAUUGCUGGCAACAGACUUCACCCUGGGAACUCCCAGGCAAAUAUACUUUAUUAGAUUAUGGCAUAUUAUAUACAUAUCAGAAUGUUACGUGAGGUGGUGGCAGUUCAAGCAUCUCUGACUAGAGCUUCUCACUAAGGUGUUUGUAAGGUUGAACAUAACUAUGGUCUCAUGCAAAUCCUAACAAAUUAAGAAAAACUCAGCACUUGCAUCUCUAGUGUCAAAAUAACUGUCAGUAGCCAGUGAUCCCUCUGCUACUGGAGGUGGCACCACCCGUCACCCCUGUCAUGCCUGGACUUGGUGCCACACAGGAACACCCUGCGCAGCUCGGACACUCAGUUGAAUCAGAUCGCCCUUCAGAACCCUGCAGCACAGCUGGCAACCCUUCUCCACACCCUUUGAGAAAGGCAUCUCGACUCCUGAACCACCUUCCUUGUCUCCAGCAUGCUUAUUUUCCCAAGGCAGUUUGUUUUUUUUUAUCUGUCCACGCACUCGAGACUUUUCUUGGACUUAUUCCUGUAUCAGUCUAGACACCACAGAGCUGGAGUUUGCCAGAGCAUCAUCCCUUGAGUGUUACCCACAGUAACUGUGUGUGCUCAGAGUCCUGUGGCCCAUCAAAAGCCAGUCUGUAUCUGUUCCAGAGGGUAAACAGGACCCCCUGUCAUGACCAGAUAACAGCAAGGGCACAAUGUGCUGUACAAACCCUUGGUCCACUCAGCUUCAGCAGGGUCUGCCUGGCCAGCCUGGCCUGCACCACAUGCAUCACCCCGUCCCUGUUGUCCUCCAGUUCCACAGCAUCCACUGACUUGAAGAGAGGGAUGGUUUUGCCUGGGCUUAUGGAAGAUGCCACCACAGCAAACAUUUCCAUGGCAUCGUGCCAGACCCUGCUCUUGCUGUCCACCAGUGCUGGAGUCAGCCCAAAUGCCAGCUUGGCCAAGUCCAGCUCCCCAGUAGGGGAAGUGAAGAAGGCCACGAUGAUGACCACGUCCUCUUGGACUCUGGAGUUGUUGAGCUGCAGGUACUCUCACUGCAGCAGCAGGCCCAGCACCUGCUGAGAAUGCGCUGCUUUCAUCAGCCACAGGAACAGGGGCUUGUACUCCUGCUGGAUGGCCAGCUUCUUGUCCCCCCAGGACUUCACCAGCAGCAGAGACGAGUGGUGCCAGGAAGGCCUGGACCUGGUCACCCAGUGCCAGCAGAUGGAUCACCUUCAGUGCCCUGAGCACCACUUGAAGUUGGAGUAGUUGAGGAGUGUGUAAAGGAAGCUGAUGAGCCCCAGGAGGCCAAGGGCAGGGAUAGAGGUUGCUGCUGCCUGGCUGGCACCUCGAACCACCCUCUUCAGCUCCUCCACAGCUUGAGUGCAGUUCUUAUUGUCCUCCUGGUCCAGUAGGUGAGCCUGCAGCUCCUGGGUCAAAAAUCUGGACUUCAGGAUGGGCUGGAUGGGAGGCAGUGGUGCUGUGUCCUCACCCACCCGCAGACUCCUCCAGCUCCAGCCUAGGAGCAGAAUGAAGUCCCCAUAAUCCAAGAGGAAGCAGUGACCUGGUGCUCACUUAAACAGAAACAACUCUAUGGGGCCGGAUGCAAUCCAUCCAAGGGUUCUGAGAGAGCUGGCAGACGAGCUGGCCAAGCCACUCUCCAUCAUUUUUCAUUAGUCCUGGCUCACCAGGGAGGUCCCAGAUGACUGGAGGUUGGUUAAUGUGACAUCCUUCUAGCAGAAGAGCCUGAAGGAGAAUCCAGGAAACUACAGGUCUGUCAGCCUGACCUUGGUGCUGGGAAGGUUACUGAACUGAUCGUUUUGAUCACACAGCACAUGCAGGACAACCAGGGGAGCAGGCCCAGCCAGCAGGGGUUUAUGAAAGGCAGGUCCUGCUCCACCAACUUGAUCUUCUGUGACAUAGUGGAUGAGGGAAAGGCUGGAGAUACGUCUACCUGGACUGUAGGAAAGCAUUUGACGCUGUUUUCCACAGCAUUCUCCUGGAGAAGCUUGGAUGGGUGCACUGUUCAGUGGAUAAAGAACUGCUGAUGGCCGGGCCCAGAGAGUGGUGGUGAAGGGAGUUGCCUCCAGCUGGUGGCUGAUCACCAGUGAUGUCCCCCAGGGGUCAGUAGGGGGGCCAGUCCUGUUUAACAUCUUGUUGAUCUGGAUGAGAGGAUCAUUUGCAUAUGACCUGAGGUUGGGCAGCAGGAGGGUUGAUGGCCUGGAGGAUAGGAAGGUGCUGCAGGGGGAUAUGGGCAGCCUGGAUCCAUGGGCCCAGGACUAUUGGAUGAAAUUCAACAAGGCCAAGUGCUGGGUCCUGCACUUGAGUCACAACCACCCCGUGCAGCACUCCGGGCUUGGGGAAGAGUGGCUGGAAAGCUGCCUGGUGGGAAAGGAUCUGACCUGUAUCAGCAAUAGUGUGGCCAGCUGGACCAGGACAAUGAUUGUCCCUCUAGACUUGGCACUGGUGAGGCCACACCUCAAAUCCUGUGUCUAGUCAAGCAUUGGAACAAGCUGUCCAGGGAAGUGGUGGAAUCAUCAUCUCUGGAAGUGGUCAAAAAACUCGUGGAUGUGGUGCUUAGGGGCGUGGCUGAGUGGUAGAUGUGGCAGUGUUAGGUUAAAGGUUGGACUCAAUGAACUUAGAGGUCAUUUCCAACCAUAAUGAGCCUGUGAUUCUUUGUUACCUUUUUGUGAAGGGAAAACAAGAAAAGCGGAUGAGAAAUCUCUUUUCUCUUUUUUCCUGUUGCACACAAUUUAAAAUAACAGUGGGAAGUUUGCUAAAAGUGGCUACAGGGUAUACAUAAUUUAAUUUCACUUAUAAUAGGUUAUAAAUAUGGAGAGAUUUUUAAUUUCCCCCUCCCCUGUUGCUGUGGAAUGCUUGUUUGCGAGAAUAAAUUGACCAAUUACUUUUAGAAUGGGGCUGGAAAAAAUGGAUUUAGUAUUUUUAAUAAUGUCAGUUUAACAGCAACUUCACUGAGAGGGACUUUUCUUUGGGCUUUUUUAAAUCUUUGUAUUUUAAGCAUUACUAAGGUUCAAUGGUUUCCAUGGUUACAGUUAAAACCUACUAAACCUAAAAGUAUUUUCUGGUACAUAUUGAGACCAUGUGACUGUGAUACAGGAUAAAAGUUAUCCAGGGAAAUUUUAUACUGAUAAAACUGAAAGUGGAAGAGCUCAUGCCAGUCUUUUUCUCUGUAGAUCAUCAUCUGAGUUUUCUGGAGUAAAUAUCUCUUUAGAUAAAUUGAGGGGCAGUUUCUGCACAAUACAGUUUCAGAAGCACUAUUUUAGAAUUAAUACGCUUUACAGGAAGUUCUAAAAACUGUUUUUAGUAGAAAAAGACCUUGGAAAUGACUGGGAUGCCACAUUCAGUCCAUAUUACAACUUCAGGAAGCAUAAGCACACUUUCAGCAAGAGAGAUCAACGAGUGCAUGUGUCUUGGCCUGCUCUCCAAAGCUGAGUGGGAACAACCAGAAACCAUAAGCUACUUUUUUUUUUUUUCCAAAAGAAUGUAUUCAGUAAUACAGAAACAAUCCUCCUAACAGGAGAGUAUUUCAUUUUUAAAAAUAUUUUUGUAGAUUAACGCUACUUCUGAUUUCAUGAAUUAAUUCAAGCUAACAUGUUUCAAAACUACCUCCAGUUUAUAGUGACCAAUUCUUAAAAACUUUUAUGAACUGUACAGUUGCAUCUUUCAUGUUCACAAAAUCUUGUUUAGGAAGUGAUUGAAACUGGAUUCUUUUUUUUAUUUUUUUAUUUUUAGUUUCAUAGUAAGACUGUGAGUAAACAAGGAGAAAGCUAGUGAGUAUCUUACCACUUUGGAACAGGGAUUGAUAGCAAUUCAUGUGUAUAUGUAUUUAAUUCUGUGUGUGUUUUAUAUGUGUCAGUAUGGGGGGAAGUUAAAAGAUCUCUUUAGUAGAUCAGUCUUAAAAGAUUAGAAAGGUUUUUUUAGUGAUGCUUUUACAACUUCCUCUAAAACAUAUGUGUGUCAGCCUCUUUUAUGCUAAUGAUGGCUGUUUUAAACAGUGAAUUUGAUGUUAAUUUGAAAAUAAUUAUGAUGUAUAAAAAUAACGCAUUUACCCGUUGUGGUAAAUAACAUGUAAGACCAUAUUUUUCUGCCUAAAACCUAAGCUUUUAAAUGUAAAUUCAUAUUAUACUUUUGAUACUUGUAACACUUUUCUUUUUGCCUCAUACAUAUUAAUUACAAAUCCAGAGCUCGCAUUCUGUAGUGCGGGUCUCUCUUUUGGUGCUAAAACAGGAUGUUACAUGUUACUGAAGGUAUUCUGCUACUUACUUACACUCUCCUUUAAUAAAUAAACCAAACCAGUGAGGGAAGCCUUUUCUGACAUUAAAACCAGGGCUUAAAGAACUGAUGGUAGGAGUGUUACCUUUCAGUGAACAUUAAUGUAGUCACUUGUGAAUUAUCAUUGCUCUUACAGUAUAGCUCUGAUAGAAAGCUUGGAGAAUACAGGACUGCCACCAGCUCCUCAGGUGACAUCAAGGAAAAAAAACGUGUUCCUACAAAAGCUGAGACAUAGCACUUUGAGUUUGAAAAAGAAAACCAGCCAUUUCAUGUGAAAAAUUGCAUAUCAUUCUUAGCAUCUAAACAAAACACCAUAUCAAUGUGGGGAGUAAACUCAUUUGCUCAAUACAUGUUAAUAAUUAUUUCAAGUAAAUGCACUGAUGUUUUGGGGUUGGUUUUGGUAGUAAUGUGUUUUAAAUUACACAGUAGUCAAACAUCUGAUUAGGUGUUUCCUCUAAGCUAGAGACGUUGAAAAUAACUGAUGUACUUUUGCAAGUACUUUUUCUUACUUGGAGUAGUAUUUGUGAAGUCAUAGGAAAUAUUUUGGACUGAAUAUAAAAUGAAAACUUAAACAGGUGUUUCAAGUAAUUUUCAAGUAAACUUACUGCAAAUAAAAGGUUAGAAUAGUUACUAACAGACUGAAUGAACGGUUAUAGUGGUGUUGCAUCUUUGAAAGCAGUCCAGUUUAAAAUACUUGAACUAGAGUGUGUAAGUAAAGGUGAACUUUUCAGUAGAACUGAUAGAAAUUUUAGCUCCCUGUAUUUAUUGACACUGGAUAGCUCUGACCCAUAAUAAAAGAUAGUCAUCCAUGCUAGGGUACAUAAUACACUCCUAAACAUUUAUAGUGUCUCUGUACAAAAAAAUCUUGCUAGAAAUAGAAUAUUCUAAGUGGUUUGGUUACACAAUGUAAAACUAGCACUGGUGAGACCACAUUGUCGUCUGCUCCUCCCUUAAGAUUUACACAGAGAGGGGAAAAUGAAGUAAAUGCUGACAGCUGAAACUUCAUAGUGUGACCUUUGUUUCUAUGAUUUUCUUUUCGGGUUUGUUAUUAUCUUCCAGGAAGGGGCAUAGAAUAACAGUGCUGUGUAUUCCUUUUCCCUGGAUCUUUAUCUUUCCUGGAUCUUUAUCUGCCCGUACCCUGAAUUUUAGGGGACAGCAUGACUCAUUUGCCAUAACAUAAAUGCGCUGACUUUAGUGUUCAGUUAUUAAACUGGUAAUUUCCAAGCCAAUAUCUAGACACGUAAAGAGGCAAUAAUUACUGUAAUGCUUCAAAAAUAAUAGAAAAAAAGUGAACUAAGACAGAGUUGCUAAGCUGAAGCAUUAGUUCAGUGUACGAUAAAUGACCUACCUUUUCACCAAAGAGGAGGCAGGGACUCUUUGAAAUUAAUAGUGGUGUUUGCAUUGGAGGAACACUUUGGCUAACAAAGCAGAAAUGGGGCUGUAAUUGUGCAAUGCAGUUUAUCAGUAAAAAUUGAGCAGGGAGAAGUUUAAAGCUAGUUAAUUUUAUUCAAAAUGUUGAUUAAAAUAAGUCUAAAUGCAGAGUGCAACAGCAGAGUGGAUGAACGCAGGUUUCCUGCUAUCUGACAGAACUGAGAGGUUUCACUUUGGCUGCCAUUUCACUGUGACCCCCUUAACAAUUCUGCAGUAUUAAACAAUUAUGCAGUCUAAGGCUGUAAUGUUCAGGCAUUUUAAGAAAGAAAAAAAGGUUCUAAUGGUUGGAAGCACAACAGAGGUAAAACAUUCUUCUGUAAUGAAGGGCUGUAAGGAACAAACAUCAAAGGCCAAGGUUCUUCAUGGAAGGGACACAAUGAAGAAUGUGGAGAGGGCCAAGAAAUAGAAUUUCGUGUCAGGAAUUUUAGACCUGGAGCAAGGAGUAGGAGUGUUUGGGAUGCUUGUAGAAUGAGGUUACAGGCAAAAUAUGGGGUCUUUACCUACGUUCCUCUGUGUUUAAAAAAAAAGAAAAGUCUAAAAGUAGGUGUAGCUCUGAAGUCAGAAGGGCCAGUCUAAAUGCCCACUGUGUGAAGGCUACUAAUAACUGGCCCUAAAAUACCUUGCUGCUUAAAACCACUAUUAAACCUCUUUAUUAAACAUGAAUCAUAAGGGGGGUUGUGUUGUUCUUUUGCAUUGUUGUUGUUUAACUGGUGCCCAUAAAUGGUUAUGGCUUUAAAAGGCUAUUCAACAAAAUACAUAUUCUUGGCUUAAAGAAACACCAGCAGUUUUGGAAGUGUAUUUUAAUAAUGGCUCUGUCUGUAAGAACACUAUGAAAAUAUUUUUGUGCAUUGCAAAAAAUGCUAUGCUGCUGAACCAUGUACCUGACUCACAGCUACUGUAACAGAAGCUUUAGUUUUGGUUCCGUUUGGGUUUUUUCUUCUAUUAUCUUUUUGCUUUACCCUUCCUUUUUUCUGUUAAUGUUGAUUUUUUUUCUCCUUUCCCUUCUCUUCAUCACCUCAGGCCUAUACUUGAAUCUUUUUUUCACGAGCUCUCAUCCAUUCCUUUUUCUUAUUUUUGCCUCUGUUCUGCCUUUUUGCUGUCAUUGAGCGCUUAGCUACUUACACCGGAACUGAUGUCAUAGUAUUUAUUUUAAUUUUUUUAAGAAUGGAUUAACUUUUUUCUUUAAUUAUGUAAAUCUUUUACAAAACAUUCGAUUUGCUGUAUCUAUCAGAUUUUUGGCAAAACUUUGUGUAAAAAUCAGUGACAAAAGUAUACUUUGUUUAUUUACAAAAAUCCAACACCUGCCUGUGAAUGACUUUAUAAAGUAACCUCUUACAAUUGGCUUUUCAAAUUUUUUUCUAGAAUUAGCUCAGUGGUUUGAAACUUUUUAUUCCAUUAAAUAUUAUCAAGCUGCUGUCAUAGGCAGAAUUAGGCAAACAUUUAAAUUAAUAUUCUGGAUAAAUGGGCAACUUCUUUGCAGUAUUGACUAGAGGAAGUCUUUAAAGAACAGGCUGUAGAAGUAAACCUAAGCAAAGUAUCAUUUGCUUGUGCUUUUAAUCCUUACUUUCUCUGACACUUGAUCAGUUUAUAGGUUUAUUUUGCUGUCUGCAGUGGUUUGCAGUGCAGAUAUGCUGUAAGCAAGCUGGUUUAAUGACUUUCUUGCUGGAAUGGUAGAGAUUUCAUCUCACCAUGACACAGUAUUGUGUACAAAUUGCUGAGUAAGAGUUUGGGGGGGGAAAGGUAAUACACUAACUAGGACAGUAUAUUGUGUAUGUGCUGCUCUGAGAGAUAACAUGUAAGAUUAGCUGAUUUCGGCAGAAGGUAUGGUGUCUUUAAAUAUGUGUGCUUACAUAUUUGGAUUUAUAAUUUUGAUACUUAAAGCGUGGUUUCUUUAGGUGUUUCUGCAUUCUGACUUUUAAGUUCAAAAAUAUAUAUAUAUUUGCAUAUAUAUGAGGUAUGUGGAGAACUUUUGCAAAUGCUUCAUUAACGAAUAAUGAAUAUAAAUAGUUGUUUCCCUAAUGUUAACCAGCUUCUUAAGAGUUAAGCACAACUAGUUACAAAUAAAAUGUCUUUUCAUUCUCCUAUAAAAGUGCAGUUCUACUCUUUAAAAAGAAUUCUGUAUAAAAAAAGCAACAGAUGGGCACAUUCACAGAUCUGUCUGCUUAGUUAAAAAACUCAGUGUUUGUUUCCAGCUUCUCAGACUUAGAAGCAUGGGAUUUAGGCUGGAUGAGCAGGUAUCCAUAUCUUUUAGUGGAUACAUUUUAAUAUUCAGAUCCCAGGGCAAGCAUAUUUUAAGAUAAACAGCUUUGUCCUGGAGACAGUGCUGGGCACAAAAUUAUGGAAAUUUUUAAUGACUGUUCUUGAGUCUCUUAAUCUGUUUGUUGUUUGGUUUGGUUUUUUUUUUAUUAUUUCCUAGAGUAGAACCACACUUUAACUGCCAUAUCAUGUUUAAAUAACUUAAACAUAACAUGGCUUUGUGCCAUCCAAUAAUGAAGGCACUGUCUUGCUGCUACUUUCUGUGAAAUUAUACACAAUUAAUGAAAAACUAUUUGGAUGGGGAGCCUUAAUAUGGUUAAAAAGAAACAUAAUUAACCCUUUGGGUGCCUUAAGACAUAUCUCCUUUAAUAGACGGGCACUCACUUGGAUCUGCAGGCAUACAGCACGUUUUCUCCAGCUGGAUUAGAUUACUGCCUUAAGUGACAGUGCCCUGGGAUUUCCGAAGCUUGGAACUCAAAGGGUUAUUUUAGACUACUGUUUGAAAAACAAGUCCCUAAACAGGGAACAAAAUGAAAAGGUCUUUGAAAAAUUCCUUUGCGUACUAUUGUUAUUAUUUUUACAUGAUGGGUUUAUCAGCUUUCAGGGGCAAAAUUAUUGCUAAACUUCUGAAAACACUUAGCUGGCCGAAGAAUUCUACACAGAGAAAAAGAGUACUUGGUAUUGUUUUACGACUGUAUGUGCAAAAUAAAUUGCUUUAUUAAGUAUGAAUUCAGGAAGAGAUGCACAUUUGUGUGUUUAUCUUGAUGACUGUGCAAAAUACAGUAAAUGGCAAUAAAAAUAUAACGAGGCCAGUGUGUUUAAUUAGCUUAUUACACAUUAAAGAUGCACAGUGGAGACAACUCUAUUCUGAAGACUUUCUAUAAAUGAUGCAGUUUCAAACCUGCAUCACAAAAAUAAAGCUGUCAAAUUUAAAUUACACUCUUGCAGUCCUAGCUACCUGGAGUUGAAGAUAAAUGUGAUGCUUUUUUCCCUUGAGGGGGAAAAAAGUAGUUUAGGUACAUGCAGUGUUGAAAGCAAUGGAAAUAACAGGAGUAAUUCACAAAAACUGAGUAAAAAUUAAUUGACUAAUGUUUUUAUUCUAAUGUGUGCACCUUUAGUUGUGUAAUGGUCCCUUUUACUGAAGAAUGGGAUAGAAUUUUCUACUUGCAUAUGGACUUCCUUGAAAUAACCAAGAGUCUUGGCAUUGCCUGUUCUGGCUUUGGAUGUACAUUGUAUGAAACUAUUGAAUUUUAGCAAUUUCUUUUAGACAUUUAACUGAAAGUUAAAAUGGCUAGUAAACUGCAUUCUGAUUGUAGAAUUUAAGUACUAAAUAAACUCUAUGCAUAUUAGA